GAAGGAUCAGGACCAGCUCCUGGACUGGGUGACAAGUCAAGGUAACAAGAGUUCUACGUGUGCUCCGAUAUGGGGAUACCUCGAGGGACGUUCUUGCUUCUGCUCUUGCAGCUCGUUACAAGAGGAUCAGGCUUAGUUGUUUCCAGCUGUGACGCGUGCCAUGAUGAAGCAACAUGCCAGGAGUCACAGGAAAGAGUCGACUCCUUCAGCAGAUUCUCAUGUGUCUGCAAAGAUGGCUUUGUGGGUGAUGGUGUCGCCUGUUACGAUCCCUUAACCUGCAGCGACGGUUCAUGUUGUAGCCAAGGUUAUCAGUGGGCACCUGACAGUGGCUGUGUGGACUUUGACGAAUGCUCCCUCUCCGACCCACCUUGCACGGCGCCUUGGCUUUGCCAGAACACACCCGGCUCCUUUGAAUGCCUGACACCUGCUUCGCUCUCCAGAUCCGCCAUUUCUUCGCCAUCAGUCCAGUUCCGUUGUGGAGACACGAUGUGCCCAGCAGGCAUGGACUGCGUUGGGAAUAACGGGACCAGCUGUGGCGACCCUUGUGAGAGCUACACCGUCCUGGGUGACGAGUGGCGGUCCACACAAAAUGGAUUUGAACCAUCUAACGUAAUGUGUGACAAUAGAGUCGAGUGGCGAGGCUGGUAUCGUCUGUUCCUGGGGGGAUACAGUGCACGUAUUCCUGAGGGAUGUGUUCAUGGCUUCAAAUGUGGAACCCAUAUUACCAUGACACUAAAUCAAGCUCAUCCCACACAGUCUGAUGGAAUUGUAACUCGCUCCAUAUGCAAUACCUGGGCUAAUGACUGCUGCGGUAUCCAGAAUAUACCUGCAGAACACAUCCAUGUCAAGCUGUGUUCCACAGCAUCUUCCAGCUACUACGUCUACAAACUGGUCAAACCACGUGUGUGUCAUUACGCGUACUGUGCAGAGGUUCACGAAUCAGGUUCUUUCACACCGGAACCUGAUCUAACCUCAAUGGCGACAACCGACUUCAUGGAAACGACACCCCCAGAAACUACACAAGUCAUGGAAACGACUGGAGCUUCCACUCGUCCAAGAACAACCACCGCCAUGGAAACGACUGGAGCUCCCACUCGUCCAAGAACAACCGCCGCCAUGGAAACGACUCAUCGCUACUCAACAACAACAACACCCCCCUCAACAAACGAGGGUGAGGUCCGUCUGGCAAACGGAGGAAACAGCUCCUGCUCCGGAAGAGUGGAAAUCUUCCACCGUGGACAGUGGGGAACAGUGUGUGACGAUAUCUGGGACCUGAAGCAUGCUCAGGUGGUGUGUAGGCAGUUGGGCUGUGGCAGGGCCCUGUCUGCCCCGCAUGGUGCCUACUUUGGACCGGGCACAGGGCCCAUUUGGUUGGACAAUGUCCGAUGCACAGGCAACGAAUCAAAGCUCAGUGAGUGCACGCACCAAGGGAUUGGAUCACACAACUGUAAUCACUACGAGGAUGCUGGCGUGGUUUGUGAAGGGUCGGAACCUUCACUCAGGCCAUCUCGCCUUAUUUGUGGCUCGGACAAAAUCCAAGUGGGCGUGGAUUCGGUUGUUAUAACAAGCGCUGGUUAUAACCCACUCGCUGGCAACCUGGCAGUCCACAACUGUUCCUGGGCCAGGGUGCAAGGUGAUGUGGUGUGGUACGAAGCUGACGCUCAGGCGGAUGCCUGUGGAAACACACUGACGACCAACAGCACACAUGCCGUCUACUCCAACAGUUUAUUUCUUUAUCCAUCAAGCAACGCUUCCUUCUCUGUCCCUGCGAGUCUUCCUUUCUCAUGCGUCUAUCCCCUAAACGCAGACAGCAGACUGAACGUGGCCGUCAGACCAGUCCUGGUGACGGAAGGCGGCGUCGUUGGCUCAGGUGCCAAAGCCAGAGCCGCCAUGGUCCUGUUCCGGAACUCCGACUAUACAGAUCCUUAUGCAGCAGGUGCGGUGGUCCUUCCAGUGGGCUCCCCGUUAUAUGUGGGGGUCUCUGUGGACAAGAGAGAUCCCAGCCUGGCACUUGUCCUGGAGGACUGCUUCGCCUCUCACUCAUCAAACCCUGACAAUCCUGAGCGAUACUCCUUCAUCCACAACAAAUGUCCCACUGACCGCCAGCAAGUGUCUGUGGUUGAGAGCGGCUCAUCCCUGCGGGCUCGUUUCUCCGCCCUGUUCUUCCUUCUUCAGGGAGAAUACCGAGAUGUUUACCUCCACUGCAGCCUCAGCCUGUGUGACCGCAGGAGGUACUCUUGCAUUCCGUCCUGCACAAGGCGAGCGCAACGCUCCGUCUCAAAGUCUACUCCAAUCACGCCACUAACCAUUGGACCAAUCACCUGGAAGUAUGGAUCUCACGAAGGCAGUGGUUUUUAAACCUUUUUGAAACGCCCUCUUUGGAGGAAGACAAAUUGUGACCCUCCCAACCCCACACCACUGUUAGUCUAUUGAUGUACUUUGUCAUCUUUGUGAAUCAAAAUGUCUUGACUCCCUCGCUCGGGGCAGAAAUGAUUGGUGUGACAUCCAGUCAAAAUAUAACACUGGUAUUACUUUGUAACUCUUUGGUAUAAUAUAGUAGUCUAAUUCAGUACAAUAAAUAAUCAUUUCUAGUUAUGUUCAUGGUCACAACGUUGACGGAUGAUGAAACAACAGCCAC
This is a messenger RNA of Dunckerocampus dactyliophorus (ringed pipefish), 2638 nucleotides long. RefSeq names its product uromodulin-like. Gene Ontology annotation, molecular function: calcium ion binding. The record is from RefSeq and is a predicted model, not a curated record. NCBI's taxonomy places the organism in Eukaryota, Metazoa, Chordata, Actinopteri, Syngnathiformes, Syngnathidae. The transcript is spliced from 9 exons. Gene Ontology annotation, cellular component: membrane. The coding region runs from base 70 to 2358 and encodes 762 amino acids.